This is a messenger RNA of Eleginops maclovinus (Patagonian blennie), 2326 nucleotides long. It is a transcript of the gene prkra, whose product is annotated as protein kinase, interferon-inducible double stranded RNA dependent activator. Gene Ontology annotation, cellular component: cytoplasm; nucleus; RISC complex. NCBI's taxonomy places the organism in Eukaryota, Metazoa, Chordata, Actinopteri, Perciformes, Eleginopidae. The transcript is spliced from 8 exons. Gene Ontology annotation, biological process: siRNA processing; regulation of regulatory ncRNA processing. Gene Ontology annotation, molecular function: double-stranded RNA binding; siRNA binding. The record is from RefSeq and is a predicted model, not a curated record. The coding region runs from base 290 to 1213 and encodes 307 amino acids.
AAUAAAGAUGUAUAUUUUAUUGUUUAAAACACUUCGGCAAUAUCAGCAGCUGGGGGCGCUAAACAUCACUCUCCACACAUUGGUGUCAGGUGACCCGCCGGUGACCCGGAUGUUGACAUGACGUUAAAUUCGGUAUUUUACCCGACCAUUACAAUGAAGAACUGCUAGCAUUUUCAGGCCCCCUCAUAAUCUUCAUAAUAACACCAAUAGAUGCCCUGCAAUACAUCGCAAAUUGGUGUCUGAGACUUAAUUCAUUUGUUCACAUGCAAAACGAGAGACAUUUGUAAACAUGUCUCAAGAAGGAUAUGCAUCUCCAGUAGGGACAACCACCGCAGACACGAGUUUGAAUUCACAUGAAUCGCAGAGGACCAACCCCAAAAAAACGCCUAUUCAGAUUCUGCAUGAAUAUGGCACCAAGAGCGGCAACCUCCCUGUGUAUUUGAUGGAGAAGGCUGAAGGAGAGGCUCACCAACCCAGCUUCGUCUUCAGCGUAAAAAUUGGAGAUGUUGUAUGCACGGGUCAAGGUCCUAGUAAAAAGGCUGCCAAGCACCAGGCGGCAGAGGCGGCUCUCAAUAUUCUGCAGAUAGAUGCUGGGACAGUGAAAGUUCCCGUGAAGUCGGAAAGUAACGGAGUCGUAUCAGAAACAAACAACCACCCCAACUCAGUGGGGAUACUGCAGGAGUUAGCGUUGCAGAGAGGAUGGCGUCUCCCUGAAUACACAGUGUUAAUGGAGGCUGGACCGCCACACAAGAGGGAAUUCACUGUUACUUGUCGAAUGGAGUCCCUGUCAGAGAAAGCUGUAGGGAAUUCAAAAAAGGCUGCGAAGAAGACAGCUGCAGAGAAAAUGGUGUCGAAGCUUCAAAGUCUGUCGGGCUGUUCUGAAAUCACAUGGGCUCCUAAAGCAAGCGUCCGAUUUGAGAACUUAAGGAACUCGUCGGCGGAGAGCAUAACUUUACUGAGAAGAAACCCGCUCAGUAUUCCCAACACAGAUUAUAUUCAGAUGAUGCUCGAGCUGUCCAAGGAGCAGGGCUUUGAGGUCACAUACUUUGACAUUGAUGAGCUGACGGUAAACGGGCAGUACCAGUGUUUAGCGGAGCUGUCCACCUCCCCGGUCACCGUGUGCCACGGCACCGGCAUCUCCUGUAGCAACGCUCACAACGACGCAGCGCACAGCGCCCUGCAGUACAUCAAGAUCAUGGCCACCAGCAAGUAACACCGCCACGUAAGCUCCUGCUUCACCUGUUCUGCCACACACAUCAGCUGAUCAUGAUACCCAUCAUCCUUCCCACUAGUCUUCCUGCCGUGGAUGAAAUGAGGUCAAGGUAUAUUUUUAUAAUGAUGUGUAACAAAGCAGAUCGUAAUCACUGGACGUACCGACUUGAAUCAGGUAACUUUGGAGCAGGAUUUGUUAGGAGACAAACAGGAUCCAGAUUAAGAAUCAUACACAAAUCAAAUGUCGUCUUCAGGUUGGAGAUCAUGUUUUACUUGAGAUGUCUAACAGACUGUAUUUAAGAUAAUGUACACGUGUUAUUUAAGUAGGAACAGUGAAUAAUAUGAAGCACUUCUUAACUUUUUACAUGUUUUAGUUGUGAGUGGCUGUUCACCCCAAAAUCAGAGGUGCACUUUUUACCUCUUACCUUGUAGUGCAUCAAUCUAGAUCGUCUUGGUGUCAGUUUAAGGUUGAUAUUAAUAUAGUGUGGUGUCAUAUUGACUGCACCUGCUAAGUGAUGCUAACACGCUUCCUCCUGAUGGCACUUCAGUUAAGAGGAAAAAGAUGUGUUUUUGAUUUUUGGUUAAACUAUCCGGCUUUUAAGCUGUAAUUAUCAAGCUGUGUUGUUUUUGCCUCAUGUUUUGUGAGGAUGCAGGUAUUUUUAGAUUUGUCUUAAAUUAUUUUUUUUAUUCAUGUUUCUCCUUGUAGCAAUAUAUUGAGCUGUUUCGAGCCAAUUGAACAUCUCAAAUGUAUGUUUUGCUUCAGAGAUAUUUGCCUUUUUAUUAAUUAAAAAAUGAAUAUGAAUUGAGAAAGAGAUUAUCGAGACUUCUGUUGUAUUUAAAGAGGGUUUUAAUUUUGGUUUAAGUGUGUUUUUUCCUACUUACACUCAGCUGUCAGUAUGCAAUCUACAGUACACCCCUUGCUGUCUGUAUCUGGUUUACUCCAAUAGAUAUAACACACUACUUCAUUACCAUCCUGUUGCCAUUUUUUGCUGUGUGCCUCAAAGUAUUUGUGAUAUAUGAAAUGCAUUUACUGAUUGCUGUAUGGAAGUAUCCCUGGUGGGGAGCAGCAACAACAUGAAAACUGAAAAUAAACCCAAACACUAAAUGUAAACAA